Messenger RNA from Pyricularia grisea, 624 nucleotides. RefSeq lists its product as uncharacterized. The coding region runs from base 1 to 624 and encodes 207 amino acids. Lineage: Eukaryota; Fungi; Ascomycota; Sordariomycetes; Magnaporthales; Pyriculariaceae. The record is from RefSeq and is a predicted model, not a curated record. The transcript has a single exon.
AUGCGUCUCAUCUCGUUUCUCAUCCCCUACCUCGUGGCUGGCGUUAUGGCCACUUCUCCGACUCCUUCGAAUCCUUCGACUCCUCCCACGGACCAGGAGUCCCAAAGGACUCCUCAGAAGCUGCGUGGGGUGAACCGCCAUGUCCCACUCAGCAAUCUGAGAAUAAUGAAUUUGAGGCGCCCCGUCCACUUCUCCCAGGAUUCGGGCGUCAAUGGUGAGACUGGCACAAUAAAUCUCCCUACCAGCCCCGGGCAGCCGGGGAAAAGGGCUACGGGACCAGGCGGCCAGUUCCCCCCUACCACAUCUGGUAGCGGCGUUGACAACUAUUCUGGCGAUCAGCCCAACCAUUAUGCCGGCGGCUCCCCUGCAGGGUCUUUGCCGCUGCGCAAAUCUGGUACGAGCCUUCGGUCAGGCGGCGGUAGCUCUGGUUAUGGCAGCGAUGUUGAUUUCGGCGGUCAGCCCAACGGUCAUGGCGGCGGCUCCCCUGGAAGGCUUCAAGCCAGGGGCAAGGUUGUGGCGGAGCCCGGGUCGGGUGGCGGUACCUCUGGUAGCGACACUGAUGAUUCGGACGAAAAGCCUUCCCGCAAGGGACGCCACGGAAAGUUAAGAAAAUUUACCGCGUAG